AGAAACAGGAAAAUGAUGUACCAACUUUUAUCCUCCUGCAACCGACAAUGAUUCUUUCAAACUCUCCAAAACUCAUCAAUAUAUUUUAAUUUCCCAAUGAACUUAUUGUUACUUGACAGUCUGACACUGUAGAUAUGAUCACCGCAGGAUCUUUAUCUGUUGUUUCAAAUCAAAAAAAUGUUUGUGUCAUCGUUUACUCGAUAUUUCUCUUUUCAAAUUUCGCAGAUGCAGGUGGUUUUGAUUCUUUACUGCAGCAGCUACCGGAAUUGGGGGUUUUCAGAAAGAUUUUUGACUCAAGAAUUGAACUGAAUGUUAUGGAUUAUGGUGCAAAAGGGAAUGGUAUUGAAGAUGACACAAAGGUUUUCGCAGAUGUUUGGGACAUGGCAUGUUCUUCAAAGGUAGAAUCAAGAAUCAUAAUCCCUGACGGAAGUUACUGUCUUGUUAAACCAAUUAGUCUUGGAGGACAUUGCCACUCGAAAGUGACUUUAGUGAUCUCUGGCUCCAUUGUUGCUCCUAGCGAUCCCGAUGUUUGGGAUAACAAGGAUACACAUAAGUGGCUAUAUUUCCAUAGUGUGGAUCACCUUACGGUUGAAGGGGGUGGAACCAUUGAUGGAAUGGGGCAACGGUGGUGGGCUACUUCUUGUAAAACGGACCCGAAAAAUCCUUGUAGGCAUGCUCCAACGGCUAUAACCUUUCACAGAUGCAACAAUUUGGUAGUCAAGAAUCUCAUGAUUGUGAAUGGUCAACAAAUGCAAAUGGCAUUCACUACAUGUGACACGGUUGCAGUGUCACAUGUGAGUGUUUUUUCUCCUGCUAGCAGCCCUAAUACUGAUGGUAUCCACAUAAGCGAAUCCACUAAUGUUGAAAUCAAAGACACUACUGUUCGAACAGGUGAUGACUGCAUAUCUAUAGUCAGUAAUUCUUCGAAAGUUCAGGUGAGGAGGAUUGUCUGCGGUCCUGGCCAUGGGAUAAGUAUCGGAAGCCUGGGAAAGUCGGACACCUGCGAUCAAGUGUAUGAUGUGAGUGUUCAGGGGGCGUUUCUGUCCAACACUGAAAAUGGCCUCAGGAUCAAAACAUGGCAGGGAGGUAGUGGUUUUGUCCGUAAUGUUACAUUUGAGGAUGUCUGGAUGCAAAACGUAUCGCAUCCAAUCAUAAUCGAUCAAUAUUAUUGUGAUUCAGACAAGCCAUGUCCAAACAAGACUUCUGCUGUAAAUGUGGAGAACAUAUCUUUUGUGAAUAUUGGAGGAACUUCAGCUACCAUGGAAGCUAUAGUAUUUGCUUGUAGUGAUGUUUCCCCUUGUGAAGGGGUAUAUUUGGAAGAUGUUGAAAUUGUAUCAGCAUUUGGGGGUGUUACAACCUCAUUUUGUUGGCAAGUCAACGGGUCAACUGCAGGCUAUGUAUACCCUCCUAUUUGUUAUUCAACUUGUAAAAGCUUCAUUAAGCAGACUAUUUCGUCUGCCACUAAUCUUCAAGCAAUCUAAUCAACGUCAUUUAACUUGUACAUUA
This is a messenger RNA of Helianthus annuus (common sunflower), 1506 nucleotides long. RefSeq names its product probable polygalacturonase At1g80170. The coding region runs from base 135 to 1481 and encodes 448 amino acids. The transcript is spliced from 9 exons. Gene Ontology annotation, biological process: carbohydrate metabolic process. The record is from RefSeq and is a predicted model, not a curated record. NCBI's taxonomy places the organism in Eukaryota, Viridiplantae, Streptophyta, Magnoliopsida, Asterales, Asteraceae. Gene Ontology annotation, molecular function: polygalacturonase activity.